GGACUCUGUGAGCCGUCCAUCCCUUGUUCCAUGUCCGGCAGACCCGACGAUGAGGGCGUGGCUGCCCCAAUCCAUCAAGCCGGGGAUUUUUUUGGCGUCUAUCUACUCCAAACGCAAAAUCCCAGAUUCCGAGAAGCGAUUAAGCAUGGCCGCCUCAUCCAAUGGUACUCGGAAGAACCAUGACGAGUUUCAGUACUUGGACCUGGUCCAGAAAAUUUUGGAUCAAGGCAAUCGCAAGGGUGAUCGCACCGGUACGGGAGUCCGCUCUAUUUUCGGCGCUCAAAUGCGAUUCUCCCUCCGAGAUGGAACUUUUCCGCUCUUGACCACGAAGACCUUGUUCUACCGUGCCAUUGCUGAGGAGCUCUUUUGGUUCAUCCGAGGAUCGACCAAGGCCCAAGACCUUCAGGAUAAGAACGUUCACAUUUGGGAUGGAAACUCGUCUCGAGAAUAUCUAGACUCGAUUGGUCUCACCCAUCGAGAAGUGGGUGAUCUGGGCCCCAUCUACGGAUUCCAAUGGCGUCAUUUCGGUGCCAAAUAUUCCGACAUGCACCAGGAUUACUCUGGCCAAGGCGUGGACCAACUCAAGAACCUUAUCCACACCAUCAAAACAAAUCCCAACGACCGGAGGAUGUUGAUGUGUGCAUGGAAUCCGGUGGAUCUUCCCCAGAUGGCCCUGCCACCUUGUCAUUGCUUGGUCCAAUUCUAUGUGGCUAAUGGAGAGCUCUCCUGUCAGUUGUACCAACGAUCGGCUGACAUGGGUUUGGGCGUACCGUUCAACAUCGCUAGUUACGCUUUGUUGACGCACAUGAUUGCUCACGUGACCGGGUUGAAGGCCGGCGAGUUCGUGCACACGUUGGGCGAUGCCCACGUGUACAACAAUCACGGUGAUGCGUUAACCGAGCAACUAAAGCGAGAGCCCUAUCCGUUUCCCAAGUUGAAAAUCAAGCGAACCGUAACCGACAUCGAGGAGUUUGGCUUUGAUGAUUUCGAGUUGGUGGGUUACCAAGCCCAUCCCAAAAUCAAUAUGAGCAUGGCCGUGUGAGUGAGAUGCGGUUUUGACCGACCAUAUUGCUACGCUUGAGUUGAAAUAAAGUACUAUUUUUAAAAAAUCUA
Messenger RNA from Tigriopus californicus, 1113 nucleotides. RefSeq names its product thymidylate synthase-like. Gene Ontology annotation, cellular component: cytosol; mitochondrion; Slx1-Slx4 complex. Gene Ontology annotation, biological process: dTMP biosynthetic process; double-strand break repair via homologous recombination. The transcript has 2 exons. The record is from RefSeq and is a predicted model, not a curated record. Gene Ontology annotation, molecular function: thymidylate synthase activity; 5'-flap endonuclease activity; crossover junction DNA endonuclease activity. Lineage: Eukaryota; Metazoa; Arthropoda; Copepoda; Harpacticoida; Harpacticidae. Bases 50 to 1042 code for a protein of 330 amino acids.